Messenger RNA from Hippocampus comes (tiger tail seahorse), 1268 nucleotides. RefSeq names its product ring finger protein 212 (gene rnf212). The coding region runs from base 304 to 1101 and encodes 265 amino acids. Lineage: Eukaryota; Metazoa; Chordata; Actinopteri; Syngnathiformes; Syngnathidae. The record is from RefSeq and is a predicted model, not a curated record. Gene Ontology annotation, biological process: homologous chromosome pairing at meiosis; reciprocal meiotic recombination; protein sumoylation. Gene Ontology annotation, molecular function: SUMO transferase activity. Gene Ontology annotation, cellular component: synaptonemal complex. The transcript is spliced from 13 exons.
UGCCAAAGUAGAUGGACACCGAAUGUAUGCAGUUAACGGACAGCUGCUAACAGCUAACCGUUUGACUGCGUUGCGGAGGGCCGCCCGAAGUCGCAAUCCAGUAUCAAAUAUUGAUUUAAUAAAUAGUUUAUAGCACACUUGAUUCGUGUGAGGGUUAAAAUAACGAGAAUGCGACCCUCGGGAUGUCUUAUUUUCGGUGGAGACCCAAUUUAACCCUAGCUAAGAUUUAGUUAAAAGAAUUUUAAAAAACACCGGGAUAACCACCACAGGCGCUGACACUAGUUAUCGGGAAACCCUCCGAACAUGUCGGACUGGGUCUGCUGCAACGCCUGCUUUCUGCCGCCCUCAUCUGAGCGCAGAAUGGCCCUCACCACGUGCGGCCACGUCGUGUGCAGUGUUUGCUACCACAAAGGUAAACAAGGCAAGUGUUUGAUCUGCAAUGACAAAUGUAAAGUGUUGCCUCUCACUGACCAAAGUCGCCCAGAAGUGAAGGUGCUGUUCUCCAACAUCAACAUCGUGGCAAAAACACAUUUGUCAGAGAUCAGAAAAGUUGUAAUGUUCCAGGCCAAACAUAGUCAAAGAUUGCUGGCAUACUACCAGAAAAGAAAUGAGAAAGUGGAGGAGGGCUGGCUCAAGAUGAAGCAGGAAAUGCAGCAGAUGGCCAAGAAGCUGAAUGAACAGAGCGCUUACAUCGCUAAACUGGAAUAUUCACUUCAAAGUUUAAAGUCAUCAUCGAUGUCCCAGAUGAGCCACAGCUCCCAAAGCUUGCAUGGAAAACAAGUCCUGCAGUUCCCCUUCAGCUCUCCCAUGCCACUCUCCAGACAUUCCUCAGCCAGCAACAUUUUUGACAACGUGAAUUUUUUCCAAAAACGUUCAAGAGUCCCAAGGUUGUCACUGAAUAGUCCUCCACAUGACAGACACAUGGGCGCAAUUUCUCAAAGGAAGUCCAGCCAAAUGGCCAACCACUCUACAUAUUCGGCCAAAGUCAGACACUGCCCGAGAACGCCGAUGACGCCCAACGUGUCGUUUGGACACGCGUCCACUUGGAAUUCGCCCAUUUUCCAGUCUUCCAAGCCCUUCCAGGUGUACCCUCCCACCUAAAACCAGGUGCAUGCAUAUCCAACUGGGUGCUUAUGAUGACUUUUUCCACUUUCUCGAAGAAAGGGAAAGCACCUGCACCUGUUCUAUUCACGCAUAUAAACUGGGAUUACAUGAACAAUAAAUGCAGUUUACGGCUCCGACACAUCAAAGGAGGCCCCGCAACUCUG